AUGAAUCCAGAUUGGAAUCACUACUUCCAGUUUGAACAUUCAAAUGACAGCGAGAGUGCUAUGCAGGACAUCGAAGACUAUCAGGUUAGGCUGCAGGACAUGGCGAAUGAAUUGCUCGAGAAGAUUGCCGCCUGGUCUGGGAGCAAUGUCAGCAGUAAAAACGUUCCGGGUGGAGAGCAAGUCGGUGGUAAUAGUGGCCUUUUUAAUGAUGACGAUGCGAGAGAGUCUGUGAGCAAGGGAUGUUGUAAAAGCAGCAGAGGGAGAAGGACUCGCAGAAAGAAUUGA
Trichoderma atroviride IMI 206040 is the source of this 285-nucleotide messenger RNA. RefSeq lists its product as uncharacterized. The record is from RefSeq and is a predicted model, not a curated record. NCBI's taxonomy places the organism in Eukaryota, Fungi, Ascomycota, Sordariomycetes, Hypocreales, Hypocreaceae.